AUGGAAGAGAAAGCGCUCUUCGCAGACUACGAGGACCCUGCCUUCUCAUCCGCUUCACAUCGAGGGGCGUCCAAGCACUUCAUCAGCAAGGCAGCAUCGUCUCUCCAACCUUCAAAUGCCUUGAAACUCAGCAAACGAUUUGCCUACUGCUUCACCCCUCAAGCAGUACGGUCGUAUUGCUUCGGCGACUCGGGCCCACCGCCCAAGAGGUUUCCCACCAGCUAUCUCAGCGGUCUCCGAGGCCUGACGGCUCUCAAAGUAUUUACCUUCCACUGGACAUUUGCAUUCAGUGAUCUGGGCUACAAGCCGUACGGGACGACGGAGCGGUAUACGUAUUUCCUGGAGCUGCCCAUCAUUCGAUACAUCCACUCCGGGUUCACCGCACACAUCUUCUUCGCCGUGGCCGGCUACUUGACGUCUCUACGGCUCUUCCAGAUCCUCGACCGCCAUGACCAGGCAUCACAGACCAAAGCCUUUGUCAACAUCUCCGGGGCGCUCUUCCGGCGAGCGUUUCGACUGUACCUGCCGACGUUCAUCAUCACGUUGCUGUUCACCCAUUACAUCCACUUCGGCUUCUACGAGCAUAACCGCCCGUACCUCGACGACCAUGAGAAACUGUUUCCCGGCGUCUGGCAGGAGCCCAAGCCGGAGCUGAUGGCCAGCUACUACGCCCAACUGCGAUACUGGGCCAGCGAGAUGUUCCAACUGACCAACAUCUUCCUGCCAACCACGGCAUACUACCCCUUCAUCGACCAGCACCUGUGGUCCAUCCUGGCGGAGAUGCGGGGCUCGCUGUGUCUGUAUUUCGUCUUGAUGGCCACGGCUCAGUGCCGGACCUACAUCCGCCUGACCAUGCUCUGCUGCAUGACCGUCCUGUUCUUCCUCUGGAACCACUGGGAGGUGUGGAUAUACCUGCUCGGCGGGAUCGUCGCCCAGAUCAACAUGAUCAUGGGCGACCCUGAGUCGGACAAGGACAAGAAAUCCACCAUGGGUGGUCUGCUGGCUCCGCCGUCACGGUCGCCGUCAACCCAGUUCAUAGGCAGCAGCAGCGGCAAGUCGAGCUCGACCUCGAGCUCGGCAUGGAUCCAGAUCACCCCGCCCACCACGCUGCGGGCGUAUGUGCGCACAUUCUGGUUUCUGGUCGCCUUCUAUUUCCUGUCCUACCCGAUCUGGGGCUGCGAGCCGACCGAAACGGCCAUCGGGUACCAAACGCUCAACAUGCUCAUUCCGGAGUGGAUGGAGCGGAAGGACAAGUUCUAUCCCAACCUCGGCACGGCCUUGUUGCUUCUGCUCCUUGCCCGGUCGUACGACUCGACGUCCAAUUGGCGGAGGCUGCUCAACAGCGAUAUUGCCCAGUACAUGGGCAAGAUCAGCUUCGGGUUAUAUCUCACCCAUGGGCCCGUGUUGCAUGCUGUCGGCUAUAUGAUCCCGCAGUAUAUCUGGUGGGGGAUGGGCGUCGAGGGUGUGGACACGACCAAUACCGUCUGGUUCGUCGUCUUGUUCAUUGGCUGGGCCAUCAGCCUGACGCUGUGUCUGUGUGUGGCAGAUGUGUGGACGCGAGAAGUCGAGGGCCGGUGCGUCAAGUUUGUCAAGAAGAUCGAGGAACUGUGUUUCGUCAGGGUUUGA
This is a messenger RNA of Capronia coronata CBS 617.96, 1626 nucleotides long. RefSeq lists its product as uncharacterized. Gene Ontology annotation, cellular component: membrane. Lineage: Eukaryota; Fungi; Ascomycota; Eurotiomycetes; Chaetothyriales; Herpotrichiellaceae. Bases 1 to 1626 code for a protein of 541 amino acids. Gene Ontology annotation, molecular function: acyltransferase activity, transferring groups other than amino-acyl groups. Gene Ontology annotation, biological process: polysaccharide biosynthetic process. The transcript has a single exon. The record is from RefSeq and is a predicted model, not a curated record.